Clonostachys rhizophaga is the source of this 1911-nucleotide messenger RNA. Lineage: Eukaryota; Fungi; Ascomycota; Sordariomycetes; Hypocreales; Bionectriaceae. The record is from the annotation of a GenBank genome assembly.
AUGGCCACGGCUCGGGAAGCUCGCGCAGAGCGUCUCAACGACCGCCUUCGUGGUGCGCAGCGCGUCAAUCUUGGAGACGACUCGUUCAACCUCGACAUACCCGGUCUUGACCCUGCCGUGUUCGCAGCGCCCCAGCCCCCGUCGUCCCCUCGCCAGCCAGGAAACUCAUCUGCGAAGAGACGGAGGCUCAAUGAGGAGGCACCGGAUCCCGCCUCGAGCGAUCGCAGUGGCGGCGGCGCACCCAAAAACCCAUACGAUAUACCGAACACUUCAAAGGAUUCCGAACAACCGGCGAAUGCGAGCGCAACGACCCGCGAACAUGCAGGAGCAAGGGAUACGGGAGAAUUGCCGAGCCCUCGAAACGAAAAUUCGAACCAUGUCUCUGAUUCCGAAGGGGAGCCAGAAGACGAGCCAGACGAGCUGGAAGUCCUACCGGAACCAUCGAGCAGCCGCGCGCGCACGUCCUUUGUUGAAGAGAUAGAAGAAAGUCCCGUCAGUAAGCCUGGCAGCGGCCGGAGAAGAACCGUGGCUGUCAGCAGUGCGCUUGCGUCGAGCGCAAGAUUGCGCGAUGAGAUGGGUUCCGACAGUAGCAUGCCCUCGUCGCCCCUCACGCGCAAAUCACGGAGAAGCGACGCUGAAUUUUCCGAUAGGAGGGCUUCCAGGUUGUCAGCGAUGGAGGAACUGCAGUUUGACGAGAUUGAUGAGAUCGCAAGCCAGCUGUUGUCACAAGCACAAGAGAGAUCGCCUAGUAGGGAGCUCGGGAGUGUUGUAGAGCCCGGGGAAAUGGAGGUAGUACCAGCUCCCGACGAUGAAGAGGAGGAAGAGGAGGAGGAAGCAGAAGAGAUCAGUGCGACAGAGGCGGCAAAGGCUCUACGAAGAAGACGUCCCAGACAAAGCCUUCGUUCUGGGUCCAUUGAGUUAGGAUCGAGAGACCGCGGAGACGGUGAUGAAGACGACUAUGAAGAAGAAGAAGAAGAAGCACCCGAACCUGUCCCCGAACCUGCUCCCCGGAGGCAACGUGGGAAGCCCAACAAGAGUCCCGCCACACAGAAGCAACCCGCCCAGAAGCCACGGCAACGAGUAUCUCAAAAACAGAAACCCGAAAAGCCUCGCCCAACGGCGCCACCCAAGCCGAGGCGAUCCUCCGCAGCUCGACGUAAGAGCGACGAGGGCAGCGUUGAGGACGGUGGCGAGGGAGAAAAUGCCAUUGAAGUCACGGUGCAAAGGUUCGUCAACUACAGAAAGCGUCGCAGAAACGACGAUGAAGAAGCGGACGACAUCGAUCCGCUACAACUUGAUAUACCCUUCGCAAACAGCAGCCGCGAAAAUGCGGUCGACGUUUUUGCCCAAGUUUGUGAAGAAGUCAUUGGCAAUACACUAGAGCAAUUCAAACAGCAUGCUCAGAAUGCGCCAGAUGCAGCGAAAAAGAAGGAGUUUCGCAUCAAGAUUCAAGCUGUUGAAGCCUAUCACAAGGUGCUAAAAUCUCGCCAAUUACAACAUGCUAUUUACCUCAAUCACUGUCACUCGUUGCGAAAGCGGGUUCGGCAGGCUCAGAAAGAGAAACUUGCUUUACGAGAGGAGAUUCUUCGCAUCAAGGGCGAGAGGGAGCAGGUCGCUCUUCGAAUGGAUGCUGUAAGAGCGAAGUAUGAAGCAGACAACAAGGAAGCAACCUUUUUGCUCAACACAUCUAGUACGAUGUACGACAUUGACAUGGCUGUAUCAAAAGGCCAAGACGCCCCGCAACUAUCUGGAAAAGUCCAGAAAGAGGCCGAGCUCGCGAAUCUCGAGUUCCUCCUAGCCCAAAUAACAGAUCAAGUCAGCUCUUCAAGUGGGAGCGGUGGGACUCUCCACCAGGUCCAGGAUUUCAAUGCAUUCUUGGAACGAGCAGCGCAGGCGCUCGAAUCCAGAUGA